AUGGCGCAGCCUCCGCCCGCCGCGGACGGCCAGCGCACGACCGAGCCGUCCACCCCACCCACUGUCGCCGCGAUGCCAUCUGUCACCGAAACGUCGACUGCGGCCUCUCCGUCUGCACCACCCACCACGGACGCCGUCUCUCCCACUGCCCUCGUCGUCCCUGACACCGAGGCCGAGGACGCGUCUCCUGAAACGACCAUGGUUGAUCUACCGACCGCCGCCGCACCGCCCCUUCCCUCGGCUGAAGAAUGGCUCAACAUGACCUUCAAGUGGUCUGGCAAGGCGUACGACGUGCGCGUGAGCACUAGUGACCUCGUCUUUGACCUGCGCUCGCAAAUCGAAUCCCUCACGUCGGUGCCUCCCGACGCGCAGAAGAUUCUCGGUCUGGGCCGUGGCAAGCUCUCUACCGACUCGGACGGGCAGCGUAUCGGCACGCUGGGGCUCAAGGACGGCGCCAAGUUUACGCUGGUCGGCACGCCCGAGCACCUGCGCUUCAAGGAGCGCGAGGGCCCGCCACCGCUCGACGAGUGGGACCUCGCGUACCCGACCAGGGGAAGGGACCUUGGCGCGAGUAACGCGUUGCCGCCUGCGCUGGACCCGAGGAACGUGAGGCGGGUGGAGCAGAUUAUCAGGAAGAGGGAGAUCACGGUCAUGAACGAGCCGCGUCCUGGUAAACGCCUCCUGGUCCUCGACCUUGAUUAUACGAUUGCGGACACGCGCCCGCUCCUGGACGGCGCGCUGCCACCCUUGGAAUGUGCGCGUCCGGGCUUGAACGACUUCCUCCACCGUGUCUACCCCCACUAUGACAUUGUGGUGUGGAGCCAGACCCACUGGAUGUGGCUCGAGAGCAAGCUCGUCGAGCUCGGCGUACUUGGCGGCGGGGCCAGGUACCAGAUCUGUUUUGUUGCCGACCGCACGUCCAUGUUUCCGAUCUUCAGCGAGCGGGGUGGCCAGAUGGUCAAGCACGAAGUCAAGCCCUUGGCGUACUUUUGGGCGCGGUUCCCUCACUGGUCAUCGAAGAAUACCAUCCACAUUGACGACCUGGCUCGCAACUUUGCUCUCAACCCUUCCUCUGGACUCAAGAUCCGCGCAUUCAAGACUGCAGGCACCGCCGAGGGACGGCGUGACCGCGAGCUGUACAGGCUGGGUGACUAUCUCGUUGAAAUCGCCCAGAACGUUGACGACUUUACAACGCUGGACCAUGCUCAAUGGAAGAAACGCCGGUCCGCGAUGAUGCCGCGGAUGGACGACGAACCGGCAGGCCAAGAGCCCGGCAGCAGCAGCGGCGGCGACAGCGGUGGGGGGCCACCAGGUGGUCCCGAAGCCCCCGCACCGCAGUGA
Apiotrichum porosum is the source of this 1341-nucleotide messenger RNA. RefSeq lists its product as uncharacterized. Bases 1 to 1341 code for a protein of 446 amino acids. Gene Ontology annotation, cellular component: nucleus. The record is from RefSeq and is a predicted model, not a curated record. NCBI's taxonomy places the organism in Eukaryota, Fungi, Basidiomycota, Tremellomycetes, Trichosporonales, Trichosporonaceae. Gene Ontology annotation, molecular function: phosphoprotein phosphatase activity; protein binding. The transcript is spliced from 12 exons.